Saccostrea echinata is the source of this 2655-nucleotide messenger RNA. RefSeq lists its product as uncharacterized. The transcript has 6 exons. The record is from RefSeq and is a predicted model, not a curated record. NCBI's taxonomy places the organism in Eukaryota, Metazoa, Mollusca, Bivalvia, Ostreida, Ostreidae. The coding region runs from base 1 to 2655 and encodes 884 amino acids.
AUGAAGUACCAAGACUUUGGACACAUUGUGUACACCUGUCCUCGUGAUAAGACAGAAUUCAAUGAAUCGGCCACCAGACUUAGCUGUGGGGUGGACGAAAACGGACGUAAUCAGUAUGUCUGUGCCCCAAAUAACGAGCAGUCAGCCCUUGUGGAAUUCUGUUACAGGCACCUAAUUGGUCUUUAUCAAAAAGGUCAGUACCACGGUUACUCGUGGGAUAUCAAAAGUCUGCUCUAUUGCAUACUGUUACUGGACGACUACACUUUUAAGGUCUCUGAUAUUUCUCAUAAAAGUCUACUGAAGAAGAUCAGAGAACGAUACUGUGCAAAAGAAGCUAUAUCUAAAGAUUUUGAUUCAAUACUUCUUCCUAAUGAUUGCGUAAAAACACAAAGCAAUACCGUGGCAUUUCUAACGGAAGACAUCCGACAUGACGUAAUGUACGCAUUUGCGACAGAGUGUCUGGUGGAGGACAGUGAUCUGGAGUUUUUCCUGACUACGGGGUCUAGUCGUGUACUAUCGGAAUAUUGUAGGUCGUGGAAUUAUAAGAGAAAGGAAAAAGAAAGGUGCAUUUAUAUACCAAAUAGGCCGAGGGAUCUGUACGAAUUUUUCAUUGAUAAACUACAGCUUGACAUCAUCAAACACUGCACUGUUUCGGAUCAAAGUAUUCAUAGCAAGAUCUGUGAAUGUUUGAAAGUCCCAGAAGAAAUACUACAAUGGGACCAAGAAGCCCGGGAACAGUACGUUGAGUGCGCUAUGAGAGGAAUACAUACGGUCCACCAUGCCAGGGGGAUGAUAGUAGGUUGUGCACAAGCUGGAAAAACCACGCUCCUGAAACGUCUGAUAGGGUGUAGUAAGAGGGAGAUUCUGAAUAUCACCCCAACAGAAGGAUUGGAGGUCCACGAAAAGAUACUUGAGAUUUGUGAGGAAAAUGAUACUAAAUCUCUUAAAGCUACAUCAUCGUCUGAAAAUGUAGUUGAUCAUCACAGAAAAACCUUGAGUUUCUUUGACUUUGGAGGACAGUGUGCGUAUUAUGCCUGUCAUCAGAUCUAUCUAACAAAGAGAGCCUUCUAUAUUGUUGUGGUAGACGCCUCAAAGAACCUUGAUGAUAAAGUAAAUGAGAACGUGUGCGAUCAAAAAGGAACUUUGUUCUCUGAAUGGACGUACGGUGACUACUUCGUAUUUUGGCUGAAGUCCAUACACACAUACUGCGGAGCAGAAACUGGAAAAACACUUCAACGAAGAAUUAUCAUCGUAGCAACACACUGGGAUAACAAACAUUACAAGAACGAAGCUAAAUUUCUAGAAGCUCUGCAAAGCAAGAUUCCUAGAGAUUCGCAUUUACUACAAUACGUACGGAGGAAGAGUUGCUUUUUCAUUAAGUUUUCUCUCAAAAGGAACAAUUGCAGCGUUUUAAAACAGUUUUAUCUAGAACCUUUGGAUAAUUUAAAAGAGCAUAUCAUAGACAUUAUCUCAGAGGAAAAGUGGGAGCUGAAGAUACCGAGAGAGUGGGCCUUAUUAGAUAUAAAAUUCAAUCAAAGAAAAAAUAAAUGGAAAAUCUUGAAAGAGCAGGAUAUUGAAAUGAAGACUCAGAAAGAAAGUUUACAAGAUUACACUCAAAAGCAGAUAUCUAAGAAGACUAUGCUACGGUACUUUCACGACGUAGGAAAAGUACUGUAUUUUAACGAAGAGGGUUUAGAGGAUUCUGUCAUUAUUGACAUACAAUGGUUUGUAGAUGCCUUUAAAAACAUCAUUACAGACAAACUUCACUUGGAUGGAAUACCUGUUACAAGGGGUGACUGGGAGGAGUACUAUCAUACUGGAUAUCUAAAGGAUGGUGUUCUUGAAGCAAUUUGGAAGCAUAAAGAUGAGGAAUUAGACAAACAACUGACAAAGCAUGAUAGCUUGGAUGACUCUGAUUUUCCGAAUGACGAGAUUUUUUUCAAUAUAAAAGAUCAAUCUCUGCGUCAGACAAGCGAAGGCAAUCUUCAAACCAUGCAAUAUUUCCAAAAUCAUCGAAAAAGUCUUUUGAAUUUUAUGGACAGACUUGGAUUAAUAGCCACUGGCUCAGAAUCUCAUUAUAUUCCGUGCAUGAACCGUAAAGAAUUUGACGAAAAAACUCAAAGGAAACUUUUUGAGAUAAAGAAAAAAUCUUCCAUUUUAGCCUUUCGGUUUAAUUUUCUGCCUUACUUUUUAUUCUUUCGUCUUGUUGUCGCCUGCAUGCACAAAGACGGAUGGAUUGUGCGCAAAAACCAAAAUAUACCUUGUCUUUACAGAAAUGCUGCUUUGUUUUCUUUUGAUGAUCAUCACAUUGCAAUUGCAGUUACAGUAACGUCCAUCCAGCUUCAGGUGUACCAACCAAUAUCCAGUCAAUCACUCGAUGUGCAAAAAGCUAAAGAUAUCCAAAGUUCUGUAGAGGAAAUGUUAAACAAAAUUUCAGCUACAUUUGAUAGAAAAAUUGACUUUGAGAAGGGUUUUAGCUGUAAAAAUGAAAAUGAGCAAUCAAUAGGAAUGGACAUUGAAGGACAUUUCAUUCAAGAGAAGGAUAUCGUACUUGGAGAAGAAGUCGUUUGUCCCAUUCAUCAUGGUAGUGAUUUACAUUCUAUUAACACGGAAAACCUAACAAAAUACUGGAGGAUUCACACAAGAUCCACAUAA